CCCGGUUCUUGUUACAGUCACAGGUUCUGGUUCAACCAAUGAGUGGGGACUGGGAGGAAACAUUGCUCGACACUUUUCUCUCUACAUCGUUUCCUCUUGUUUCUGACCGCCUUGUAUACGUGAACACCAUGGAGUCGGAGCUGUGAAAGUGUAUGUCAUUCCCCAAACAGUUCCGCAGCUAGAAAAACCAGACCGACCACUAGCCACCUUUCUUCGGGUCCUUCUUCCGCGGUUACUGUCCCGGUGUUUGUGUCUGCAGAGAUGUCCGAGAACGGUGGCUCGGCUGUCGGCCUUCUGUCUUACGAGACGCUGGUUCAUGCUGUGGCAGGUGCAAUGGGGAGUGUGACAGCCAUGACCGUCUUCUUUCCUUUGGACACAGCCAAAAGCAGACUGCAGGUGGAUGAGCAGAGAAAGUCUAACUCUACCCCUGUCAUCCUGGCUGAGAUAGCAAAGGAAGAAGGCCUUCAGGCUCUAUACAGAGGCUGGUUACCAGUCAUCUCCAGCCUCUGCUGCUCCAACUUUGUCUACUUCUACACCUUCAAUACGCUGAAGAAGCUGGCGGCAUCUGGUCCAGAAAAGUCCACACCCAGCAAAGACCUGCUCAUGGGGGUUGUAUCAGGGGUGGUGAAUGUGAUUCUGACCACUCCCAUGUGGGUUGUCAACACUCGACUGAAGCUGCAGGGAGCAAAGUUCAGGAACGAAGACCUCCAGCAGACCCAGUACAGGGGCAUCUUUGAUGCUUUCUCACAGAUCAUAGCCAAUGAGGGUGUGGGAACUCUGUGGAACGGCACUCUGCCCUCUCUCAUUCUCGUCCUCAACCCGGCUGUACAGUUCAUGAUUUAUGAGGCCAUGAAGAGGAAGGCAGGCAGGGGAGGGAAGAAGAUAUCCUCAGCAGAGAUCUUUCUCAUUGGAGCCAUUGCCAAGGCCAUUGCUACCACUGCGACAUAUCCUCUUCAGACAGUUCAGGCCAUCCUGAGGUUCGGCCAGUACAAAGGUGAUGGUAAGGGCGGAGUGUUUGGAAGCCUCUCAAACAUUUUCUCUCUGCUAAUGGACAGAAUCAAGAGGUAUGGUGUUCUUGGUUUGUACAAAGGCCUUGAGGCCAAGCUGCUACAGACAGUACUGACGGCUGCCCUCAUGUUUGUUGUGUACGAGAAGAUCACUGCUGCUACCUUCAAAGUCAUGGGCCUGAACAGGAAACUAAAGCAGUGAACAAACACCUACUUGAAUACAGUACUGCAUUAGUACACUCAUCAUCGGUAGGUUUUAUCUAUGCCUACUUACGAUGCUGUAUGUUGAUGCUAGGAAUUGUUUCACUCGCAUUAACGUUUUAAUAAGAGAUGGGAUUGGUGCCUUCUUUUUAGGGCCACAGAUUCCCACACUCGCCCAAAACAUACACCAUAACCAGAGCUGGGUGCAAUACCUAUAAUUCCCUCUUUUUCUUAACCUUAACUGGUUCCAUUUGUGCAGACUGGCCUUGAUUUUCUCCACUAGUGAAUCUCUGUUGAGAUGGUUAUAAGUGAUCUUACCAGCUGACAUUUUAAAGCUAGUCUGUAAAAUACCACAGUAUUUCGUAAAGGAAAAGACAUCAUAUGACAUUUUGGGAAAUGAGCUUAUUCGCUUUCUUGACGACAGUAAGACGAGAAGAUGGUAUCAGAAUCUCUGCUAGAAAGCGAAUGCGCUUAUUUCCCAAAAUGUCGAACUUUUCCUUUUAACAUUAGGGGCUUUCUGCAAAUGAUGAUACCAAUAAGGUGAGCUAUGUACUUAGGUAUUGCCUCGAUCCAAGCCAGUGGACCAUUCAUCACAAACUCUGUCUUAUCUUUUAACUGUGAAUUUAACUGAGUUUGAUAGAAACCUCAUGAAAUUACCGUCAGAUGAAUGUUUUUUUUAAUGCGCUGACUUAAGAUGUCAUUAUUACACACAAAUUGGCAGUAAUACAUUAACAAUGAAACAGAGAAGAGCUUCUAUUUAUAUCUAUAGACUUAUCUGCACUUACAUGUCCAGCUCCAACAAAAGGUUUUGAUUUUAAUAAUUAUAGUAGAUUAAGUAAAAAUGAAUUUAGGGAAUAAGUACUUAACAAUACACAGUUUGAGAGUGUACAAAUAUUUCAGUAGGUGUUACGUGCCUCUAAAUGAUAUCUGAAAAACUGCACUAUGAAGUGAUAUAAAUGCUGUGAUGACUGUUGGUGAUUUACACAAACUCAUAAUGCACUGUUUACUGUCAUGAUUGUAUUGGUCAGUAUGAACAUUUAGUCAUGCAGGUGUCUUCCAUUAUUUAUUUCAUUAUAUUGUUAGUGUUUGGUUUUCAGGUUUUGCAGUACAUUUUUUUUUUUUUUUUAUCACAGCACUCUUUCUCCGAUUUGGUGAAUGUGAAGUUUCUGCUGCCUUUCACCUUUAAAACCAUUUUCAAAGUUUAUUCACUCAUUUUGUUGCUGCCAAAGUGGUUGUUUAAUCUGUUAAUGUGAGUUGUAAUCAUUACAAGAGGUGCUGCUCUCAAUAUUACUUUGUAACAUCACAUUUAGGAGAGAACAUUAUUUUGACUGUUCAUUGUAAUCAGUGCCAGUGGUGAAGCCUAGUUGCAAGUAGUAAGGAUCCUGUCAAUUGACCAAAAAAGAAAAAUAGAAAUGACAUUUACCAGAUUUGAGUAAGUAUUAUGUUUUCAAUUGUUUUGCUUUCUCACACACCCUGAUGUUCUCAGAUACACCACAUGAGUUAUGAUGAGUAAUUCUUGUUGAAUUCACAAUAUCAAAUAAAUGUAUAUUUCGAGUAAGGGAAUUAAAAUGUAGCUUUCACACAAAGGUGGUGA
Molecule: messenger RNA, 2802 nt
Organism: Sander lucioperca (pikeperch)
Lineage: Eukaryota; Metazoa; Chordata; Actinopteri; Perciformes; Percidae
Gene: slc25a17l
Product: peroxisomal membrane protein PMP34
Exons: 10
Coding region: 262-1209 (315 amino acids)
Biological process (GO): mitochondrial transport
Cellular component (GO): peroxisomal membrane; mitochondrial membrane
Molecular function (GO): FMN transmembrane transporter activity; coenzyme A transmembrane transporter activity; AMP transmembrane transporter activity
Source: RefSeq, a predicted model, not a curated record